Triticum aestivum (bread wheat) is the source of this 1318-nucleotide messenger RNA. Its product is annotated as probable glutathione S-transferase. Gene Ontology annotation, molecular function: glutathione transferase activity. The record is from RefSeq and is a predicted model, not a curated record. Gene Ontology annotation, biological process: glutathione metabolic process. Gene Ontology annotation, cellular component: cytoplasm. NCBI's taxonomy places the organism in Eukaryota, Viridiplantae, Streptophyta, Magnoliopsida, Poales, Poaceae. Bases 255 to 911 code for a protein of 218 amino acids. The transcript has 3 exons.
GAGCAAGUUUAUUGGGGGUGAGGAUCAGAUAAGUUUCUUUAAACAUCUCAACUUUAGAAGGAAUCAACUGAGUAGUUUAUCUCCCCCGCACCGUGACUCCAGUCAAGGAGUGAAGAGCUCAGUCUUUCAAGCUUCAAGAGAAGAUACAGCAACACACCAAUAGCUAGGUGGCCAGUGGCAUCCCUAUAAAGUACCACCCGAUCAUAUGGGCAUUCAUUGGCUUUGAGUUUAAGGUCCAGAAUUUGGAAGCAAAAAUGAGUGAGCCGGUGAAGGUCCUGAGCGCUUUCGGCAGCAUAUACGGCCAUCGUCCAGAGGUGGCCCUGAGGAUCAAGGGCAUACCUUAUGAGCUGCUCCUCGAAGACCUUCCCAACAACAAGAGCGAGCUGCUGCUGACGUGCAACCCCGUCCACAAACUGGUCCCCGUGCUCAUCAUCGUAACAAGAUCUAUCUGUGAGUCGCUCAUCAUUGUCGAGUACAUCGACGAGGCCUUCGAGGGGCCGCCGCUGCUGCCGGCCGACCCCUACGAGAGGGCCACGGCCCGUUUCUGGGCGCAGUUCAUCGACCAAAAGUUUGCUAGGCCGUUCUGGAUGUCGAUAUGUAGGGCGGAUGGUGACAAGAAGGAGGAGGGGGAAUUCUUCAAGGAGGCCAAGGCAAAUCUGCUGCUUCUCGAGGGGCAGCUCAAGGGGAAGAGGUUCUUUGGAGGCGACUCCAUUGGCCUCGUGGACAUAGCUGCCAGUGGGUUGGCUCGCUGGCUCCAAGCCUUCGAGGAGUUCCCUGUUCUGCACCGGUGGGCGAAAGCAUAUGCCGGCGACGAGCGUGCUAAGGAGUGCCUGCCAAACAUGGAUGAACUGGUUUCCAAGUUCACUGCAGUGAGGAAGAAGUUGCAAGCAAUGGCAGAGGUUCAGAAGUGAUCCAGUGUUAUCAGUGCGAGGAUAUCAUGGUUAUGACAUAAAUCAAUCGUAUGGACAUGUUAAUGAUCAUGGUUUCCUGGGAAAAGGAACAAGCUACUUAAGUGUUGUGCCGGAUUUCUAUGGAGUACUACUACUGUGUAAUUCCCAUUUGGUUGUAACUUGUCUUGCUUUAUCAGAUACAGAAAUCUGUGAAGACAUGGCUAGUCGAUUGCUAGUAGAUUCUUAUGCAGGGUGCAGCCACCAUUGCUAGUAGAUUGAAACUGAUGCUCUGGUUUUAGAGUGCUGUUCACUUAUUUGUGACCACGAGUUCGUGUGUUGCUUUUUUUCAUUUGGGAUGUUAUUAUGUGAAGCUGUAUGUAAUUUGGAACUGCUGCACAAUCUGAUUGGAAAAAUGUCUAACUGCUCCC